Durio zibethinus is the source of this 1186-nucleotide messenger RNA. RefSeq lists its product as uncharacterized. Gene Ontology annotation, cellular component: cell periphery. Lineage: Eukaryota; Viridiplantae; Streptophyta; Magnoliopsida; Malvales; Malvaceae. The record is from RefSeq and is a predicted model, not a curated record.
AUGGAGUUUUUAGCAGCAGCUAAAGCUGUUCUGCUUGGGCAGCUUUCACUGCUCUUAGUGAGCAGCUUCAUAGUGUCUGCUCAAAUUUUGCCUGAGGCUUUCCCUCCUCAUUACCCUGGAAUUUUACCUGUAAUUGCACCUAGUCACCCACCAAGCCAACACCACCACCACCACCACCACCCUCACCCCCAUCCCCACCCCCACCCUCACCCGCCAACCUCCUCACCCGCUAAGCCCCCAAUCCAUCCACCUGUUUACCCCCCACCCAAAGCCCCUACUCCUGCACCAGUUUAUCCACCACCCAAGCCACCAGUUCACCUACCAACCAAGCCGCCAACUCACGCUCCACCCAAGCCACCAGUUCACCCACCAACCAAUACACCAUCUCAUCCUCCAACCACGCUACCAACUCAGCCCCCGACUAAGACACCAGUGCACCCACCAAGACACCUACCAUAUCAUCAUCCGGCUAAGCCACCAACUCACCCAAAGCCUCUAAGGAGUCUUGUGGCAGUUCAGGGCGUAGUUUAUUGCAAGUCAUGCAAGUACGCUGGAUCCGACACUCUCUUGGGAGCUAAACCAAUUUUUGGUACUACUGUAAAGCUAGCAUGCAAAAACACCAAAUACAAGCUAGCGGUCCAAGCCAAAACUGACAAGAACGGCUAUUUCUUCCUGCAAGCACCAAAGACCAUAACCAGCUUUGGAGCCCACAAAUGCACGGUCUCCCUUGUAUCGUCACCAUUGGCUUCAUGCAGCAAGCCAUCUAAUUUCCACGGUGGAUUGAAGGGUGCCACCUUGAGGCCUGAGAAACCAUUCAUUGCAAACAAGCUCCCAUUUAUUCUCUACACUGUUGGGCCAUUGGCUUUCGAGCCCAAAUGUUAUUAAAACUAGAAUUCUACUGUUUGAGCUCGCACUCUUCCCAUCAUUGUUCUUUAUGUGUUCCCACUACUUAAAAAGUUUCCUAGCUUAUUGUAAUGGCCCUUUUGUUCAGUGCGUUGCUUUGAGUGACAAUAAAUGAUAGUCAUAUAUGGAAAUAGAUUAGUGACGAAUAAUCAACGAUUGUUUUUCAACUACUACUACUAUUAAUUCUUAUUUCUAACAAUGAUUCAAACCUUUUCUUUCAAAUUUUUCCGAUGUCCCUAGGAAGAUUGGGAUAAUCUUAUUUAACAACGGUAACGAGGAUAAA